Molecule: messenger RNA, 1536 nt
Organism: Colletotrichum siamense
Lineage: Eukaryota; Fungi; Ascomycota; Sordariomycetes; Glomerellales; Glomerellaceae
Exons: 1
Coding region: 1-1536 (511 amino acids)
Source: RefSeq, a predicted model, not a curated record
AUGAGUCCAUACAACUGGUUCGACCUGCCCACGGAGAUCCGCUUCAGGAUUUUGGAUCUGUUGGCUAACACACCAGCAGACAAGACCAAGCGCAGGGCGUGGCCCAGCGUCUGCUGGGACUGGCGCCAUUUCUUCGAGGAUCGCAACUUCUCGAGUCUGAUGCUCCGGUCCUAUACAGAUAUCCACACGUUCUCCGACUACGUCACCGAUCACCUCUGCGAGAAGGUCAAGCACAUCAGACUGCACGUACCCCUCCAGGUCUACACCUGUAGAGAGUGCGAUAGCCCAGAGAACCAUCGCCAGAUCAAAGCCAACAACGCAGCCUUCACUGGGCGACUUCUACUUCUGCUGAACAAGCUCGCUGUGUGGCAGCCUGGAGGCGGAGCGCUCACGCUCGAGAUCAGUGCCGCCUCAGCCAGCGAUACGGCGCACAUCCUGGACGACGCCCCGGUAACAAGACAGCGAGGGCUCUGUAGGGUUUCUUGGGGAGUGCGUAUACGCAAGUACCACGACCCAGGCGUCCAUCUAGCCAAGAGACGGCUUCUCGGGAACCUUCUCGACAUCGACACGAGCAUCGACCCCAGAAGCCGCGGCGCUGAUUUGCGGUUCAACCAACUCCAGGUACCGGUCGUCACACAUUUCAUCGUCAGCCGCGAGUCGCGUCGGAGUCUUUCUGCAGAGGCGAUAGAUACCGUCUUCAGUUGUCUUCCGAGACUGCGAGAGGUCGUUUUUGAGCCUUGGCGCGGUAUAACGACAAUGGACAGAGGGGAGCGUAACCGGGCGACUCGUCACCUGCUCAGACGCUUGCCGAAGACGGUAAGCAGCGUUUCGUUCCAGGAAGCGCGGGCGGAAUACUUGAACGACAACGUCGUCGCUGGUGAUGACCCGCGUCUUACGUCCGCUUGGGACGCCCCCCGUCGGUUCAAGCAAUCUUCCAUGCACGAUCUCAUACUGGCGCAGUGCCGCAGAGACUCCAGCCUAGCCCUCGACGCCGUCGCAGCCUGCAACCAACUACAGUCCUUCAGCGCAUCUUCGCCCAUCGACGCGUUAGACAUCCUCCGCGGCUUCGCCGCCACCUCUCUGGGCAGGUACAACCCUCGCACGCGGCCGUUCCUCACGACGUGGCCGUUUCUCACGAUGAUCAACUUGAGGACCCCACGGGUGCUUGAACCCCAGCUGGGAAACGAGCUCCUCCUCGCAGCUGGGGGAGCGGCUGCCCAGAUGCCCCAGCUGAGGCUUAUGGAGCUUUGGGAUGCGCGAGAGACUAUCGGGACCGUGCUGCGCUACGAGGUGUGCGAUGUGCACACGGCACUAGAGCUGGAGACGACGAUAGACAGCUUCACUAUUGGUCUGGAUGCUCUGGAGGUUUGGAGGGCAAUGGUACGGGACCGGCAUGGACGAGAAAUGAAGGACAACACGACGGUUCUGGGUCAAGAUGUCGUCAAGAGGUUGAGUUGUUUUCGUACGCGUCUCCGGCUGCGUGAGUCAGCCUUGGCUAGAGACUGGGACAUACUCGAUGUGUAUGAAACUGCCUGA